AUGGCCAGUGAAGGAGAAGAAGACUACGUACCAUGGAUCCGACAAUUUUGUAAGCUGUUUGGACACGAUUACUUUGUUGCCGUAUCGCAUGAAUUUAUUGAGGAUGACUUCAACUUGACGGGACUCUCAUCACAAGUGCCUUAUUAUAAAGAAGCUCUUUAUACGCUUUUGGAUUAUCAAGUUGACACCAUUGAAGACGUUAAGAACGGAGGAGAUUCUAAUAAUAAAAAUAAUAAUAAUACCAAACCGGGGAAACCAAAGCAUGAAUUGCCCAAUCGGGUUAUCUUGGACAGUUCAGCUGAAUUGCUUUAUGGACUUAUUCAUGCUCGUUACAUUGUGACCAAGGCUGGAUUAACGGAGAUGGCCGGUAAGUUUGAGCGCAAUGAGUUUGGAAGUUGUCCGCGGUACUAUUGUGAUUCUAUGCAUUUAAUCCCCGUGGGACCUCUGGAUAUAUCUGGUCAAGAAACAGUCAGAUUGUAUUGUCCAUGUUGUAAUGAUACAUAUGUACCCCAAUCACUGAGGUUUUUAAACAUUGAUGGGGCCUUUUUUGGAACGACAUUUCCAGGGUUGUUGGUACAAAUGUUCCCUGAGAUUGAGAAUCAAUGUCGCAUACGGUUGAAUAAAUACAAGAAUGAAGAAUUUGGUUUACGAUUAUUUGGGUUCAGAAUCAACGAGAAAAGUAUGAGUGGGCCUCGGGUAAAAUGGUUAAGAGCGGUCCCGGAAACGGCUGAUGAAAUAGCUGAAUAUGAUAAAUGUGAAUUGCGAUUGCCCUGGGGUGAAGGUGAUGAUGCGGAUGAAGAGAUUGAAGAUGACGAAGAAGAUGAUGACGAUAAGACCAUGGCAAGCGAGUAA
This is a messenger RNA of Lizanozyma spartinae, 852 nucleotides long. RefSeq names its product casein kinase 2 regulatory subunit (gene CKB1). The record is from RefSeq and is a predicted model, not a curated record. Gene Ontology annotation, molecular function: protein kinase regulator activity. The transcript is spliced from 2 exons. Lineage: Eukaryota; Fungi; Ascomycota; Pichiomycetes; Serinales; Debaryomycetaceae. Bases 1 to 852 code for a protein of 283 amino acids. Gene Ontology annotation, cellular component: protein kinase CK2 complex; cytoplasm.